AUGUCGGAUAUCAGCGUAAUCUUAACUUCUUAUCUCUCUGUUAUCUCUUCGCGCGUACUUAAACAGAACAAUGACUACCCAACUCAAGAAAUUAGAUUCAAUGCCCCGAUGAUUUCAAUUGAUCAGGUUCACCGGUUUACGGUAUUCUAUGGGACUUUUAUCGAUUGUCCCGAGUUGGGUCAACUAAGAAUUCGUUAUAAUACUUGUGUAGGUGUUCCGCUACGUGGGGAACAAAAGGGGAGUAUUCAAUUUGUAAAGGAAAGUUCAGAUCCAGUCGCUGAUGCUAUCAAUUAUGAUAGUACAUUACUGAAUAAUGAAGUGAAUCUUGUGUCUAGUGGUUCGGGGUUCUUUUUUCCGGGAUUUGUUGAUACCCAUAUUCAUGCAUCCCAGUAUCCAAAUGCUGGUAUUUUUGGUAAUUCAACGUUAUUGAAAUGGCUAGAGACUUAUACGUUUCCAUUGGAAGCUUCCUUGCACGAUCUGGAAACUGCUAAUGUGGUUUAUGAGACCGUGGUUCGCCGUACCUUGUCGAAUGGGACCACAACAGCAGCUUAUUAUGCAACAAUCGAUCCCAAAUCGACUAAAUUGAUGGCAAGGAUUUGUUCUUCUCGUAACCAAAGAGCUUUGAUUGGUAAGGUUUGUAUGGACCAAAAUUCGCCUGGUUUCUAUGUCGAAUCUACUGAUAGUUGUUUAAGGGGUUGUCAAGAAGUGGUCGAUUAUUUGCAAAACGAGUUGAAUGAUUCGAAAGUGGCACCAAUACUGACUCCAAGAUUCGCCCCCAGUUGUUCAAGAGAUCUGAUGACCCAAUUGGCGGCAAUGGCCGCGAAAGAUGACUUGCACAUUCAAACCCAUCUUAGCGAAUCAAUAAGUGAAGUGGAGUGGGUUAAAUCUUUGUUUCCUGAAUGUGAGACUUACACACAAGUCUAUGAUCGAUUCAAACUAAUAACUGAGAAGACAGUGCUGGCUCACUGUAUUCAUCUAACUGACGCGGAGGCAAAGUUGAUCAAAUCAAGGAAAGCGGGAAUUUCCCACUGUCCAAUAUCAAACUCUUCCCUCACUUCAGGUGAAUGUAGAGUACGCUGGCUACUGGAUCAAGGCUUGAAAGUGGGUCUUGGUACAGAUGUUUCUGGUGGGUUUACUUGUAGCGUGCUGGCAACAGCUAGACAUGCUCACUUGGUCUCUAGACAUUUGGCAAUGAAGGAGCAGGACCCUGAGUUGCGUGAACACCUCAAACUAUCAGUUCCGGAACUAUUGUACCUCUCAACCAUGGGUGGAGCCGACGCUCUAAAUAUGGGGGAUCAGAUAGGUUCAUUCGACGUCGGUAAACAAUUUGACGCACAGCUGAUUGGCCUCGAGAGUUCAGGCUCAAAUGUCGAUGUUUUUACAUGGCAACGUCCAGGCGCCAAGGCUUCUAAGACCUCACCACCUUUAUUGACCAAUGAAGACUUGAUAGCAAAGUGGUUUUUCAACGGUGAUGAUCGUAAUGUUACGGGCGUCUGGGUCGAUGGUAUGCUAUCACAUUCUACUUGA
Torulaspora delbrueckii is the source of this 1527-nucleotide messenger RNA. RefSeq names its product guanine deaminase (gene GUD1). The transcript has a single exon. Bases 1 to 1527 code for a protein of 508 amino acids. Gene Ontology annotation, molecular function: guanine deaminase activity; zinc ion binding. Gene Ontology annotation, cellular component: cytosol. The record is from RefSeq and is a predicted model, not a curated record. Gene Ontology annotation, biological process: guanine catabolic process. Lineage: Eukaryota; Fungi; Ascomycota; Saccharomycetes; Saccharomycetales; Saccharomycetaceae.